Molecule: messenger RNA, 1246 nt
Organism: Leptosomus discolor (cuckoo roller)
Lineage: Eukaryota; Metazoa; Chordata; Aves; Leptosomiformes; Leptosomidae
Gene: CNP
Product: 2',3'-cyclic nucleotide 3' phosphodiesterase
Biological process (GO): cyclic nucleotide catabolic process
Cellular component (GO): cytoplasm; membrane
Molecular function (GO): 2',3'-cyclic-nucleotide 3'-phosphodiesterase activity
Source: RefSeq, a predicted model, not a curated record
AGGCUUCUCAAAGAAGAGUCACACGUUCCUGCCUAAAAUAUUUAGAAAAAUGUCUACUCAAUCAGCGAAAGAAAGACCCGAAAGCUUGCAGUUCCCUUUCCUUGACGACGAAGAUACCAUCUCCACGGUCAAGGAAUCUAAAACCUUUUUUAUCCUAAGAGGCCUGCCUGGCAGCGGGAAGUCCACUCUUGCCCAGGCUAUUCAAGACCGGUACAAAGAUGCCUGCAAGGUCGUCUCCGUUGAUAGCUACAAAAUUACACCUUUAAUAAGAAGCACCGUUCCUGAAGAGUAUUCAAAGGUGGAUGAGGAUCUAGUUGACUAUUGCAAACGAGACAUCAGCGUUAUCGUUUUGGACGACACUCACCACGAGAGGGAACGACUGGACCAACUCUUUGAUAUUGCUGACAAAUACCGGUACAAAGUCAUCUUUGCCGAGCCCAAAACCCCGUGGCGAAUGGAUUGCUUGCAGCUGAAGGAAAAGAACCAGUGGAAACUGUCAGUGGAAGAGCUGAAGAAGAUGAAGCCGAGCUUGGAGAAGGAAUUCCUACCCAUGUAUUUUGGGUGGUUUUUGAGCAAAAGAAGUUCAGAGACCCUGAGGAAGGCUGGCCAGGCCUUCUUGGAUGAGCUUGGGAGUCUUAAAGCCUUCAAAAAGGAGAGUAAAUACUUUGCUGUUGCUAUUGAAGAUCCCAAAAUAAAGGUCGAUCUCACCAGCUACUUUGUGAAGAGGCCGCCCGGGGUCUUACACUGCACCACAAAAUACACCGAGUUUGGGAAAGCAGCUGGAGCCGAGGAAUACGCACAGCAAGACGCUGUGAAGGCUUCCUACGGCAAAGGCUUCACCUUGUCCAUCUCUGCCCUGUUCGUCACAACAAAAACUGUCGGCGCUCGCGUGGAGCUGAGCGAGCAGCAGCUGCAAAAAAAAAAGCCCCCGCCCACCGACAACCUGCCGAAAGGCAGCCGGGCUCACAUCCCCCUCGGCUGCGCCACCGGCAUCGAAGCAGUCCAGACUGGGCUGGACCUGCUGGAGUUCGUGAAGCUGGAAAAGGCGGGGAACAAAGGGGAUGAAGUGGGGGAGAUUGGAGGAGGGAAGCUGCUGUAUUUUGAUAACGGUAUGUGGAUGCUCAUCCUUUCUAAAAAGAUCGAUGUGAAGGCAAUAUUCUCGGGUUAUUAUGGAAAAGGAAAACUGGUGCCAACGCAGAGCACCAACAAACGGGGCUCUGCUUUCAGCUCCUGCACCAUCAUCUAG